Messenger RNA from Centropristis striata (black sea bass), 680 nucleotides. RefSeq names its product lymphocyte function-associated antigen 3-like. Bases 252 to 680 code for a protein of 142 amino acids. The transcript has 3 exons. The record is from RefSeq and is a predicted model, not a curated record. Lineage: Eukaryota; Metazoa; Chordata; Actinopteri; Perciformes; Serranidae.
UUCGGACGAAACUUUCGCUUGGGGGGGGGAUUACCAGUUUGCUCCCUACAAACACACCCCUUGGAUUACCUGCACAGGUUUUCCCAAAAACCUGUCCCAACUUGUUCGAGGACAGACAACAACCCAUAAACGAUUCGACUUACUAUAUCGGGAAAGAAGACAGCUUACCUGUUUGUUCAUGCAACACCUGCGAAAAAGUGAAAGCAAAUGUAAGAAGGCGGCUGAAUUUGCGAUCUCUCUGCUUUUCUGAAAUGGCUCGUUGGUGUUUCCUGGCCUGUUUCAUCUGUACCUCAUGCCUGGUUGCCGGACAGUCUACUACAAAGUAUGCACUAAAGGGUCAGGACGUCUCCUUUAAGACGGACAACGUCGAAAAACCUGAUGAAAUCCUGUGGAAACGCAAUGGCAACAAAGUUGUGGAGUUUGAUGGCAAAGAGCAAACUGUGUUCAAGGCAUAUGAGAACAGGAUCACUCUUGAUUGGCACUCUGCAGAACUCAAUAUCACUAAGCUUAGAUAUGAAGACAGCGGAGAGUAUGAACUAGAAGCAGAGCUGAACAAAGGGUUGCAUCGUUCACUUCAUAAUUUGCAGGUCAUAGUGGAGAUGGUCUUCAAGGCAGCAUUUCUUACUCUAAACAAGGCGAGUCGAGUUGAUUCUAAAGAGCUCGAUUUUGGUCUCAUCUGA